Molecule: messenger RNA, 2376 nt
Organism: Zychaea mexicana
Lineage: Eukaryota; Fungi; Mucoromycota; Mucoromycetes; Mucorales; Lichtheimiaceae
Exons: 2
Coding region: 1-2376 (791 amino acids)
Source: RefSeq, a predicted model, not a curated record
AUGUCUUCCUCAUUCCCCGCUACAGCUUCUUCAAACCGUUACUCUUCUUCUUAUGUUCCUUGCAGCAUCAAAGACGGUGCAACUAACUUGGACGGCAACAACCGAAAUUACUACAACUCUUUUACAACGAGCACCACCACCACCACCACCACCACCACAACAACAACAACAACAUCCACGUCUAUGGAGCUUGUACCUCAUUUGGGCGAAGAGGAAGGACUCACUACGAUGACAAACCCGACGACAGCCUCAAUCAUUACAACAGAAGAACCGCGCGCUUUCAUCAAUAAUAACAACGUUUCAGGUAUGAGUGUCAAUGUUUCACCAGCCUACAAUACCUCGUCGAGCUCUUCCCAAAACAAUGAGCUAUCAAUCCCGUCCUCCCCAUCAGCAAUUUUAAGCCCAAGCAUACUGGAUCAGCUUUUGCAAAGCGGUUAUCAUUCACUUACAGCAGCAGACACGGACCUCUAUUACAGUGGCUCGCCAUCGGCGCCGGUUGAACCCCAGAUUUUAAUGCCAAACGCACAUUUUCCUCCUUUCGUAGCACAAUACGAUCAGGGGCAGCAGCAGCAGCAAAACGUUAAUGACGCAUUGUCACCGACCCAGCUCACUGCUACUACGGAAACUGGUCCUCAGGGAUUAGCAACAACCACACCUGCUGGCAGCAACAAUCCCACCCUUUCACAGCAACAUACAGCCACACAAGGGAAUAACAGCAAUUGUAUAUACCCAACAACAAGCAUACCACACAGCAACUCAUUCGUAUCAUCAUAUUUAGCAUCCUCUUCGCCGUCAUCGCAUUCCAGUAGCAGUAGGCUCUUUUCAUAUCACCACCAGUCUCCCAUUGCACCAGCCAUGGACAUGGCAGCAGCAGGAACAACAAAUCCGGAAACCUUGUUGUUGCUAAACAAAGAGUCCCACGAACUUGAUCCAAAAAAGCUUUUGUCGUACAACUCUUUUUAUCAACCUGUGUCACCUUCCGUACUGGCCCCUGAAACGCUCAAAAACCAGCAGCCAAUAAACAGCAACAGCAACGCUUCCUCUACUACUAUACCUACUCCCAGUACUAAAAGUAGCAACAGUAGUGGUGAUGGUACAUUUAAACAUACCGACGAUACUCAGCGAGACAGCGACGAGUCUGCUGUUCCAAGCCUACGCGUAGCACCCGAUUCAGCUCAAAGCACGGUUGGGUCGCCCACAGGGUCACGGGAAGAUGGUAUCACCAUGGCGAGCAGUUGGCAACACCAACAACAAGCAAAUUAUCCUCUUCGGUCUGUGUUAUCCUCGUCUAUUGUGAUUGGCACACCAACAACAACAACACCAAUUAGCUCGACUAUUCAACUGCCCCAGCCUCGUGAUCAAGAAGCCUUUACCACUACUACCGAAACAGGCAUAAUCAUCAAUGCAGAAGGUGGUACUGUUGGAAAUACUACUGCGCAUUUUCACCAACCCCUCCAGCAGCGGCACCAGCAGCGGCAAAUGAACAACAACAGCAACAACGAUAACAAAAGGCAUCCAAGAGAAACAAGAACAGUCAGUCAAGAACUAUCAGAAUUUGUCCAAUUUCAACAUUUUCCUGACAGUACGAUUGAUGGAGCCCUUUAUUAUUUUAGUCGAGAUCACCUCACCGAAAUGCGCAAAAGACAUAUUCUAGCGCAAAACCACAGCUUCUCCGUAACUGUUCCAGGGCCUAUCGAUGUAAAACAGCUUUCUCAAUGUGCCCAGCAGCGUAUGACAGUAGGACUAGCAGCAGAAGCGAGUAACAAUAGCAUCGACAGCAAUACUUUGUUCAAAAUCCAAUCUCAAUCACCGUCAAUGUCUUCGCCUACACUAUCAACUACACAAGAUUGGGAACAGCAACACCGUCAGCCAUCGACCAGUAGUAGUGGCAGUAGUAUUCCUGCUGCUAGCAUUGUUUCUGCUGUCGCUCAAAGCGGAAAUCGCCCUCUUCGUUGGUCUACAAGAGCAAAAAGCACAACAAAUCCAUCGGGUUGGAGCAACAAGAGACUCAUAGGCAAAGACAUCAAGUUAUCAUCAACUGCUCCUGCGCCUAUACAUGUUAGCCACUUUGCGCUUGAGCGAGAAUUUGGGUCAAAAAAUCACCAUCAUCCAGCCAUCCAGCAGCAGCGGCAGCAGCGAACAGACAAUAGUGUUGACGAUGGUGACAGUAGUAGCAAUAGCGGAGACGAGAAAAAUGCAGCAUGUCCAGAGUGCGGUCAGAUCAUGUCAAGGUCUAGGGAUUUGGGACGCCAUAGAUUGACGCAUGUGACUGAUCCACCCGUGUACAACUGCUUCUGGUGCAACAAAACUUACAAGCGCAAGGACUCGGAGCGAAGGCAUAGCAAGGGUUGUUACAAAAAACAGAAAUGUCUAUAA